AGGUAAUAUUAAUUCGACCAUUCGACAACUCAUUUUCCACCUCCACCAGAUCGUGGUUCUCAGCAAAUGGGGACUUCUUCUUCAACACAUUUGGAUCCCACAUUAAAAGAAAUGUUCCCCAAAACCGGGCCAGAAACAGAUGAAGUCAUUCAUUCGUUUUACACAGGGAAACAGAUGGCCCGAAGUUACGCUGCGUACAGACCUCGCUACCCUGCAGAAAUUUUUGACACAAUUAUGUCAUAUCAUGAGCAAAUCAUAAGCAGUGGUCAUCAACUGGCCGUAGAUGUCUGCUGUGGUACUGGACAGUCCACUCUACCCCUGACGAAACUGUUUCACCAAGUGGUUGGUGUGGAUGUAAGCGAGGACCAGAUAGAGAACAUGCCCAAGGGAAUACCCAAUCUGACAACGUAUGUUGGACUCGCUGAGGAUUUGAACAUGAUUGAGUCUGGAACUGUUGACCUCGUCACCAUCGCCACUGGGCUUCACUGGGUCAACACGAAAAAGUUUUUACUGGAAGCCAAACGUGUAUUGAAGCCUGGAGGAACUUUUGCAGCCUACACCUGGCUGAUGGACCAAUUGGAUGAUGCCGAAGCCAACAAAUAUUACAGACAGGUUUUGGAAUAG
Molecule: messenger RNA, 624 nt
Organism: Biomphalaria glabrata
Lineage: Eukaryota; Metazoa; Mollusca; Gastropoda; Planorbidae
Product: putative methyltransferase DDB_G0268948
Exons: 4
Coding region: 67-624 (185 amino acids)
Molecular function (GO): S-adenosylmethionine-dependent methyltransferase activity
Source: RefSeq, a predicted model, not a curated record